Salpingoeca rosetta is the source of this 900-nucleotide messenger RNA. RefSeq names its product sulfatase modifying factor 2. The record is from RefSeq and is a predicted model, not a curated record. Gene Ontology annotation, cellular component: endoplasmic reticulum. The coding region runs from base 1 to 900 and encodes 299 amino acids. The transcript has 6 exons. NCBI's taxonomy places the organism in Eukaryota, Choanoflagellata, Craspedida, Salpingoecidae.
AUGGCGGUGGCUGCUGUUGGGAACGAUGGCAGCACCAACGACGCCAACAUCGACGGCAUGAUCUACAUGCCAGGAGAGAUAGGGACGUUCAGGCUGGGAACAAAGAAAGCAGACUCAACGCACGGCAUCACGCCACAACGCAAAGUGACGGUGGAUCCGUUUUAUCUUGAUCGGUAUGCUGUGAGCAACGCCGACUUUCGGGCGUUUGUGCGCGACACCAAGUAUGUGACCGACUCGGAAAAGUAUGGCUGGAGCUUUGUUUUCAAGACGUUUGUGGACACGGCGAGCCAGGACCUGGCGGAGACGCAGGCGAUGCCUGGUGCGGACUGGUGGCUGGCGGUGCCACGCGCAUACUGGCGCAAGCCGUUUGGCAAAGGCUCCGGCAUCAAGGACCGGCUGCAGUUCCCUGUGGUGCAGGUGAGCUGGAAUGACGCGCAGCAGUACUGCGACUGGGCCGGCAAGCGGCUGCCGACCGAGGCUGAGUGGGAGUAUGCCGUGCGUGGCGGCCUGCAGGACAGCGCCUAUCCUUGGGGGUCUCGCUACGAGAAGAAUCGUAUGAACGCCUGGCAGGGCAAAUUCCCAGACACGAAUGUGCUUGGGGACGGCUAUCACGGCGCUGCGCCUGUGGACGCCUAUGGCCCUCAGAACGAUUACGGCUUCUACAACAUGCUGGGGAACGUGUGGGAGUGGGUUGCUGAUCGCUUUGAGGAUCCUUCACCCCCAUCUCAGGAGCCCAAGUUUGUGCUGCGUGGUGGCAGCUAUGUGGACACUGUGGAUGGCAAGACAAACCACAAGGUCCGCGUCACAACCAGGAUGGGAAACACUGCUGACUCUGCAUCGGACAACAUUGGCUUCCGCUGUGCCCGCUCCGCCACACCACCAGCAAAACAGGAGCUGUGA